UUAUUAUUUUUUAUUCUACGAGUUGGACCGAGGUGUUUAGGAUUCCCGUUCUCUACUCCUCUGGUUCGACGCCUAGGGUUUCUAGACUUCCCAUCGCUGCCCGCUACCGGAGCAGCGAGCGGCCGGUGGAACUCCAGACGCACCGAAAACCUUAGAAUUGGCCCUCUCGGCUCCGAGUUUUUUCUUUGGAACGGCGAAGGCCUUCGAACCCCUUUCCCGAGGCCUCUUGAAUCGAAUCCGAGCACCAAGCGACGAAUCGAACCCCCCCACCCCCCCUCUCUCUCUCUCAAGAACAGGAAGAGAGAAUUUAUUUUUUCCUCCAUUGGAUUCCGUAAGAACAGAUCUUUCCCUUCUAAAACAUCGAAUCCCAUGGCCUCGAUCUAUUUGAUGGAACCCUUGAAGAAGGAACCGGACCGAGAUCUUGGUUCCUUUUGAUUUACUGAAGAGAGAUUGGAACUUGGUUUUCCCUUUUCUUUUCACGGAAAAAAAAGAUCCUCUUUUCUGCCUUUCGUUGGAAAAAAGAAGGCAUUCUUUUAUCUAAGAUCGAAUUGCUUCAGGACGGGUAAAGGAGGAUCAAACCUAGAUCUGUUCUGCCAAGAAAGGGUUUCUGGUUUUGAUCUGAAAAAAAUAUCAUCUUAAACAUGUUCAAAUCGGCUGUUUACCAUGGGAAUUCUCUAAUUGGGGAGGCGGAAAUCUUCCCCCAGAACUCGAACCCUGGCGCGUGGGUCAGGGAGAUCCGGAUCUCCCACUUCUCCCCGUCGAGCGAGCGGUGCCUGCCGCUCGCCGUCCUCCACACCAUCGCCUCCGGCGGCGUCAGCUUCAAAAUGGAAUCAAGGUCGCCACCGUCCGAUGAGUCGCCGCUGUGCUCCUUGCACGCCGCUUGCCUCAGAGAGAACAAGACUGCAGUUAUCCCAUUAGGAGGGGAAGAACUGCACUUGGUGGCCAUGAAUUCCGGGAAAAACCUCAUGCACCAUGCAUGUUUUUGGGGUUUUAAUGUUGCAUCGGGACUGUACAAUUCGUGCCUUGGCAUGUUGAACCUGAGGUGCCUUGGGAUUGUGUUUGAUCUUGAUGAAACCCUUAUAGUUGCUAAUACUUUACGCUCAUUUGAGGACAGGAUUGAUGCUCUUCAGCGAAAAUUAAGUAAUGAGACAGAUCCGCAACGUGUUACUGGUAUGUUGGCUGAGAUCAAGCGCUAUCAAGAUGACAAAUCUAUCUUGAAGCAGUACGCAGAAAAUGACCAAGUCGUUGAAAAUGGGAAGGUCUAUAAAGUUCAGUCUGAGGUUGUACCACCUUUAUCUGAUAGUCACCAGUUGAUAACCCGUCCAGUUAUAAGGUUACAAGAGAAGAAUAUCAUUCUUACACGUGUUAAUCCUUUGAUACGGGAUACUAGCGUCCUUGUACGGCUAAGACCUGCAUGGGAGGAGCUAAGAAGCUACUUAAUUGCCCGAGGUCGCAAGCGUUUUGAGGUCUAUGUUUGUACAAUGGCAGAAAGAGAUUAUGCUUUGGAAAUGUGGAGACUUCUUGACCCAGAUUCAAGCUUGAUCAGCUCUAUACAACUUCUUGACCGGAUAGUGUGUGUCAAAUCAGGCUCAAGAAAGUCACUUCUUAGUGUCUUUCAAGAUGGAAUUUGCCAUCCAAAGAUGGCACUAGUGAUUGAUGAUCGUCUGAAAGUUUGGGAUGAAAAAGAUCAACCUCGAGUUCAUGUUGUCCCUGCUUUUGCUCCAUAUUAUGCCCCUCAGGCAGAGGCAAAUGGCAACGUCCCAGUUUUAUGUGUUGCAAGAAAUGUUGCAUGCAAUGUUAGGGGUGGUUUUUUCAAAGAAUUUGAUGAAGGCUUACUGCCACGAAUUAGUGACAGUUUCUAUGAAGAUGAAUGGAAAGAUUUCCCAUCUGCUCCAGAUGUGGGCAAUUAUUUAAUUUCAGAGGAUGACAAUGCUACUUCAAAUGGAAAUAAAGAUCAGCUCUGUUUUGAGGGCAUGACAGAUGCUGAGGUUGAGAGGAGAUUGAAGGAGGCAAAUUGCAAUGUGCAGGCUAUUCAUCCCAUGGUCAAUAACUUUGACCCGAGGUCAGUUUCUUCUAUUCAACACGUUAUGGCUUCUUCAUCUGCUGCACUUCCGCAGACAGCCACUCAAGCGAUGAUGCCUUUGCCUAACAACAAUUGCCCACAGCCGAUUGCAUUAGGCAGGCCAUUAGUAUGUCAAUCUGGCCUUCCUGAACCUAGUUUGCAAGGUUCUCCUGCUAGGGAAGAGGGUGAGGUUCCAGAGUCAGAAUUAGAUCCAGACACAAGGAGAAGACUUCUUAUAUUGCAACAUGGUCAAGACACACGAGAUCCUACUCCUUCAUUUACUGUGAGAUCCCCUCUCCAUGUUGCAGUUCCUCCAGUGCAAUCACGGGGAAAUUGGUUUCCAUUGGAGGAGGAGAUGAAUCCAAGACAACUGAGCAGGGAACCCAAAGAAUUUACUUUAGAACCAGAAACUAUACGUUUUAAUAAAAAGCGACCUAACCAUCAAUCAUAUUUUCGCAGUGGGGAGAAUUCUAUUUCUUCUGAUAGAGUUCUUCAUGAAAAUCGGGGUUUGCCUAUGCAGUUACAUCAAGGAGAUGAUCGGUUGAGACCAAACCAUGCAGCAGCGAACUAUAAUUCCUUCCCAGGCGAGGAGAUGCCAGCUGGUCUAAUUUCUUCCAGCCACAAGGACACCCAAUUUGAAUCUGGACGGGCCACUGCACGAUAUGCAGAAACUCCUGCUGGAGUCCUACAAAAUAUUGCAAUGAAGUGUGGAGCAAAGGUGGAAUUUCGCACAGCUUUAUGUGACACUACAAACUUGCAGUUUUCUAUGGAGGUUUGGUUUGUUGGAGGAAAAUUAGGUGAAGGAAUUGGUAAAACGAGGAAGGAAGCCCAGCAGCAAGCUGCCGAAAUCUCCCUUCGAACUUUAGCUAAUAAAUAUUUGUCAAAUGCUAGAUCUGACCCCAGUACUCUGCAUGGAGAUAUGCUUAAGCCUUUUCAUAUCAAAGAAAAUGGUUUUACAAGCGAUUUAAACUCGUUUGGGUAUCCAGCAUGUGCCAGGGAUGACGUUUUGCCAGUAGCUAGCACUUCAGAGGAGUCCCGUCUCAUGGACCAGAGACUUGAGGGUCCAAAUAAAACAGCAGCUGCUGUUGCUGCCCUCAAAGAUCUAUGUACCAUUAAGGGAUUUAAUCUAGUUUUUCAAGCUCAGUCUUCACCUUCAGCUGGUUCAGUCAGUAAAGGGGAAGUGUAUGCCCAGGUUGAAGUAGCGGGGCAGAUAUUAGGAAAAGGAGUUGGAACAACCUGGGAAGAAGCUAAGCUGCAGGCUGCUGAAGAGGCCCUUGGAGCUUUGAAGUCUAUGCUCGGUCAGUUUACUCAGAAACACUCAGGAUCUCCAAGGUCACUGUCUGCGACUCCAAACAAGCGUUUGAAGGCAGAUUUUUCGCGGUUGCUGCAGAGAAUUCCAUCAUCUGGUAGAUACUCUAGGAAUGAAACUCCUGUGCCUUGAUAAUUACCAUUGCAGUUUUUCCAGUGAGGCAUCUGUUUAUUCAUCUGUAGCCUAGUGGUGGGAUGGACCUACCAAGGUUGCAAAGGAGGGUCGUCACAAUUUUGCAAGGAGCAUCAUCUGUAGCCCAAGACAAGCUUUUCAAGGCAACUGUUAACACUAAUUCCUGCCGCUUCUCAGGUAGUUCUUGGGUAUUGCAUGAUCCAUCAGUAAGGUAUAAGAUCUCUAUAUAUCAAUUUGGUGGUUGUACAUAUCUUCACAGCUGAACAUAUGUUGGGAUCACACUGUGGUUUUGUGGAUGGGGAGCGUAAACUGCUGGUAACAGUAUGAUAGAUGCAACAUCUCUUCGAUGCUUGGUGUUGUGGAGAUCUGAGAACAGAGAUUGCAGCUUGGGUACCUUCACAGAUUACAUUUCCAGUUCCAUAGGCCUACUGGCAUACUUGGCAAAGGGUUCAUGCCUCUAGCCUUCUUUACUCGUGAGGACCAGAGCGAAAGGAAAUUAAAUGCCUGCUAGCCAGGAAAACUGUUGCUCGUAAAGAUCGCAAUUAACAGGUAUUGGUGGCCAGUCAUUUAAAUGCUUUUGACUCCGUGCAUCACCGUAAUUGCGGGGCAGCCAAUUUGUCUGGUGGAAGCUGGGAAAGAGAGCGCCUACUCUUCACCGUAUAUUUUUACCGGUUCCAGCCUUAAGCUUAUUCUUAUUCAGAAGCUCAUAUUCUGAAAAAAUGAGCUUGUUGGGCUUGUCAAUGGUUAGUAAAGUCUUCAAAAAAAAAAAAGGGAAAAAGAUAUUCUAUAAUGCAGUUUGAGCCCCGCUACUUGCUAAUUUUUUAAUUGGUAAAUGAAUUGCAAACCAAUUCUCUUCAUUAGAUGAAGUGAGGUUUCAGUUGAA
This is a messenger RNA of Phoenix dactylifera (date palm), 4386 nucleotides long. RefSeq names its product RNA polymerase II C-terminal domain phosphatase-like 1. The record is from RefSeq and is a predicted model, not a curated record. NCBI's taxonomy places the organism in Eukaryota, Viridiplantae, Streptophyta, Magnoliopsida, Arecales, Arecaceae. Gene Ontology annotation, molecular function: RNA polymerase II CTD heptapeptide repeat phosphatase activity.